AUGUCCAUGACCAAUCUCUCUCUUCAUGGCUUUAUUAACACCCAAACCUCCACAGCCUUGUCCCCUUGCCCCAACUACCACAAACCACAUCCAGAAGCCAUCAAGAUGCCUCUUGGAAACUUUGCCACGAUCCUCCCCUUCCUCUCCCAUUCUUUCACUUUUUCCCCGCCCACCAUGAGAAUCCCUCCUCCUCCUCCUCCUCCUCCUCCUCCUCCUCCAAUGAAGAAAAGGACAGAGGAAAAGAAGCCCACGCUGAGAAUAUGCUUCCCCCUAAAGAUCCAACGAGGAGAGAGCAGUUGGUGGGAAUAUGAAGAGUUUCGAAUCGAGUUCCGGGAUAGGCUCAUGUGGCGGCAAGCAUUUGGACUUGACAAUGGCCACGAUACGCAUCAUCAUCAUCAUCAUCAUACGAGCUCUUCUCUGAGUCCUUCUUCCUGCUUUUCUGGUUUCGAGGGGGGAAGUGGUGAGGAUGAGGUUGGUAGGUUGAAGGUUUUGGCUGCUGCUGCUGCUGCCAACGGGACGUUUUACAAUGAUGUGGAUAGCGAGGACGAAGAUCGGGGCAUGAAGAGUCGUUGGUCGUUUUCUUCGGCUUCGGCUUCGUCUUUGACGUCUUUGGUGGGUACGAAUGGGACUGAUGCUUUUGGUUCGGAAGGGGUGUCGGUUGCUUCGUCGAGUAGACUCAUGUAUCUCAUUCCGCGUCUCUUAUUCUUGACAAAAUCCGAUGACGGCAGCACGAGAGAGAGGUCGUCGUCGUCGUCGGGGCGCUCUUCAGCGAACAAGGUUGGUUCUGGACAGAAGCAGCAGAUAGGGCGUGCACCGCUCAGCCUCGAGUGCAAACGACAGCCGGAGACUCGUGCUGUUCCCGCUCGCCCUCCUCCUCCGCCACCCCUAUUCGGCACCCCUUCUUCUUCUUCUGCCGCUGUUGUUCCUGCUCCUCCUUCCAAAGCAGCAGCGGAGAUCCAGCAACACCGCAACGUUACCCUGCAGAAGCUUGAAGGGAGCUACGUCUACGGCAGAAAGGAGCGCUACCUCUCGACCUUUCGAAGCAUCUUCCGCACACCAAAACCUCCUCCAGCUCCCACAACAGCCCCUAGUCUCCCCAAUAUACCUACUGUUGCACCCCUUCGACUAGACGCACCUAUACAGGAUCCAGGGAGGAGGUGUCGCAUAUCUGGUCAAGAAUGGGCUAAUCUGCGAGACGAUAUAGUUCGUGGUCUAUCUGCUGAUGCGGAGGCCUUGUUCCCCUUCUUUACGGAUGACCAGAGGGCUGCGUUUCUGCGUGUCGAGCAGAAGGAGGAGGGCAAUUUCAAGGUGGAAUAUGGGGAGGGCGUUACGGUAGGUGGCGUUGGUGGUGUGAAGGAGGCGUUGGAGAGGAUCGAGAGGAGGAAUUGGGAGGAUGAUGUCUUGUUUGUUGAGUUUGAGGACACGCCGAGGACGAUGAGGUGGUGGUAUACGACGAGGGAGCCGCAGGUGUUUGAAUGGGGGGCGGAAUUUGGUUUAUCGUGCUUCUUUUUGACUGUAUCGAAGGUGUCAGGAGGUGAAGUAGGAUCAUCCAAUCCGCCUGUGGGAUCGGUCAUGGAGAUCUGGUUGUCUCUCGUUGAUGCUCGUGGCCGGCAGAGGACGGGAGCGCGCCUUCUGCUUCUCGGCUCUGGCCUUGGCUUCGGAGUCCUUCAUCGUCAUGCAACGUUCCGUCUCCCUCUUGUGUUGUAUCAUUCACUACGCAUUGCUGGAUCUCUGCUGAUGAAGCUGCAAGAUACGCGAGUGCCCGACUGCUUGGGUGGAACAUGCGUGGCGAGGAUGCAGAUUUUCUCUCAUUCUUUGCUCCCGUUAUAUAUUGUGAGUGACUGGGCCGGGUAUUCCGCAUUUAACGGAGAGACCAUCGCUUCUCAUACUUCCUUUGCUGGAUGCAUUGUCAUUCCGUAG
This is a messenger RNA of Trichoderma reesei QM6a, 1920 nucleotides long. RefSeq lists its product as uncharacterized. The transcript is spliced from 2 exons. Bases 1 to 1920 code for a protein of 639 amino acids. Lineage: Eukaryota; Fungi; Ascomycota; Sordariomycetes; Hypocreales; Hypocreaceae. The record is from RefSeq and is a predicted model, not a curated record.